Messenger RNA from Styela clava, 1350 nucleotides. Its product is annotated as GTP cyclohydrolase 1-like. Gene Ontology annotation, cellular component: cytoplasm. The record is from RefSeq and is a predicted model, not a curated record. Gene Ontology annotation, molecular function: zinc ion binding; GTP binding; GTP cyclohydrolase I activity. Lineage: Eukaryota; Metazoa; Chordata; Ascidiacea; Stolidobranchia; Styelidae. Gene Ontology annotation, biological process: tetrahydrobiopterin biosynthetic process; tetrahydrofolate biosynthetic process.
AUAGACACGGUAUAACAUUGUCUCGGCAUUAGCUGCGUUGCUUGUAUAGCUUAACCAUUCACUCUGUUCUGUUGUGUAUAUAGAGUAGUUCUUGUCACUGUCACUGUCUCUAGCUUUAGCCUAUAAAACCUACAUACGAAAUCACUAUGCAUGGAAGCGGCGGAACAACAGAAAGUGAGGAUCAGAAAUCAAUCACGGAAACGCGAAAAAAUGCGUUGCCAGCUCUUGAAGAAGCUUUUAAAGCAGUCAUAGAAAAAGUGGGAGAAGAUCCAAGUCGACAAGGUGUGGUGAAAACGCCGCAAAGAGCUGCUAAAGCAAUUUUAUUUUUUACUCAAGGAUACGAGCAAAAUAUAGCAGAUUUAGUAAACGAUGCGAUAUUUGACGAAGAUCAUGAUGAGCUGGUGAUUGUUAAAGAUAUUGAUAUGUUUUCACUCUGUGAACACCACCUCGUUCCUUUCGUCGGAAAGGUUUCCAUCGGUUAUUUGCCUAAUAAAAAAGUUCUCGGACUGAGUAAGUUGGCCAGAAUUGUGGACAUGUAUAGUAGACGAUUGCAAGUUCAAGAGCGACUGACAAAGCAAAUUGCCACGGCAAUAGCAGAUGCUAUAAAUCCUACAGGAGUCGGUGUGAUAGUGGAAGCACAGCAUAUGUGCAUGAUGAUGAGAGGAGUGGAAAAGACAUCAGCAACAACUUCAACAAGCUGCAUGCUAGGAAUGUUUCGUGACGAUCCGAAAACUCGUGAAGAAUUUCUUUCUCUCACAUGUAGAAGAUAGCAGAGCACAUAUUUCUUGCAAACAAAUACUCAAUAAAUGUUUAUCGACCGAAAAAAAAACGAAAUUAAUUCAUAGCCUGUCAUGAUAUUUAUAAAAGUUGUGAAAAAAUUGUGCAAUACUGCUGCAGUCUUUUGUUGUCGGUUGCAAGUUAUCCUUUUGUAUUCAAUUUGACAUGCAAUUUCAAUCGAUGCUGUGCUGAACAUUUUUACUAAUAGAAACUAUGAUAUAUUUUUAUUUAUAAUUUCAAAAAAUUUACAAAUAGAAAAUAUUUGACAUACAAUUUGGAUGUCAUAAAAAGAUCAAUAACACAAAAACGUUUUAUUAUUGAGAGGUACAAAGAAAACUUGAUUUGGUUCAAAGGUUUCGAUGAUAAGGACUUUGCUAUGAGUUUGAGCAAACAAUAAGAAAAGGUUCUAUAGAAAUCUUUAUAUUUUGUUAAUACUUCAAUAUAGAAUGUAUUCAGUGAAAUGAGUGUACAAUUCUUUAUUUGUUUGCAUAUUGCUGGGCAAAUAAUAGUGCAUAGUAUGCUAUUAUGUUUAAUGCAUUUUUAUCCAUUAAAUGGAACUGAUAAAACAUUUGA